This is a messenger RNA of Sorghum bicolor (sorghum), 1378 nucleotides long. RefSeq lists its product as uncharacterized. NCBI's taxonomy places the organism in Eukaryota, Viridiplantae, Streptophyta, Magnoliopsida, Poales, Poaceae. The record is from RefSeq and is a predicted model, not a curated record. Bases 210 to 1187 code for a protein of 325 amino acids. The transcript has a single exon.
CCGCCGCGCUCUCCCACGUGCCCCUCCCUCUGCGCGCGUCCGAUUGGCCGACCCGCCCUUCUUAACCCGCGCCUGCCGCCCCCGUCCGGGCCCCCAACGCCGUGCUCUCCGUCGACGUCUCCGCCCCAGAGUGAUCGAGCUCACUGACCACUGACCUGGCCCCCGAGCCUCAGCUCGUGAGUCCGCCGGCACCGGCAGCGCGCCUCGCCAUGGCCAUGGUGCAGCCGGCGGACACGGCCGUCAAGGCCAACGAGAUCCUGGCACGGUUCCGGCCCAUCGCGCCCAAGCCCACACUGGCGACCGCGGCCGCGGCGGCGUCGCCCGUGGCGCAGGCCGCGGCCGAGGGCGUCGUGGCCGCGAACCGCGUGCUGUGCCAUCUGCAGAGCAGGCCGUGCCGCGCGCGGAAACGUGGCCGCCCCACCGUCGUGCCGGUGUCGCCGCCCAAGUCGGGCUCGGGCGCGCAGUCGCCCGCCAAGCGGAAGAGAGCGGCGACGCCGUACCCGCCUCUCCGGUGCGCGGCGGCCACGGCCUGCUCUGCGUCCGCGGUCGUCCCGGUCAGUGCGCGCCUCCCUCUGGCGUCGCUCCCGCCGGCGAGUGCGGGUGCCGAGGACCUCGCCAAGGUGGCGGCGGCGGAGGGGAGGGACGUCCCCGUGGAGCGCGACCUGCUGCGGAAGCUGCUGGAGCCCAAGGUCAUCUCGCCGCGGGCGGUGCGCCCCGUGUGCUCCGCCAUCCACGUCGGGUGCAUCCACCGCACCGACGCGACCUGCACCGCCGCCGCCUCGAAGACGGCGGCACAGGUGGAGGCGGAGCUGGAGGUCGACGCGCUCCCGGCGGUGGUCUCCGACUCCAGCAACCGCGUCCGGCUCGUGAACGACGCGUACAAGGAGAUGGUGGGGCAGCCCGAGUGCCCGUGGCUCUACGCCGUGGCGGCCACGUCGAGGAGGAUCAGUGGGGAAGUGGCGCUGGUGGUAGCCGACCAGUCCUCCCUGCCGGAGACGUACGGGGUGUUCACAUGCACGGCAAAGAUCGAGUGGGAGGACGACGGGAAGGUCACCUCCAUCGCCGUACCCUGCGACGUCAGCCGGCUGCACUGCGAGUCCAGAGACUACCUCUUCACCUGGAGGUUCCGUACCGCCGACGCCGACGCAUCCGUUGGCCACAGCUCCGAGGAGAUUAGUGAGAGUUAGGGAAGCUUGCUUUGCUUGAGCCGCAUCCUGUGCGCCCUGCAAUGAAACAAAGUGCAUAGGCUAAGCUGCUAGCUGCAUGUUAAAACUGAUCAGUUUCCUCUUUCGCCAAGUCCAUAGGAUGUAGACCCAGUUCUGAAAUCUGGAGUAAAUAUAAGAUGAAAUAUAACCUGUACUUCCAUGAAACUGACCUA